GACUGAACACGCAUGGUGUUUGUACAGUGAGCUCAAAUGACAAACAUGCAGCCUGCCCUGUGCGCGUGCUUUUACCCGAGUCUUCAUCUUCUUCUCCACGCAGAGGAUUUUAAGAUAAAAAUACCAGAGGCUAUACUUUUCUGAGGGACAGACAUGCGGAGGAGUUGUGCGUUAUCGCUGAUAUACCUUACUGUAGGUUUCUCGACAGCAGGGGCGCGAGGGUACAAUAUCUCACUGCUAGAAGAGAUACUCGAGGCAGUGGGAAACAGCUCGAGCCUCUACACGUUGGAUGAGAGUACACUCGCGGACUGGCGCUCGCUGGUCGGCAAGAAGCGAGGUGGUGUGGAUUCUCAGCAUGCAACGGUCAAGGCGCUUUUGAUCUUCGCCUACUCGGUCAUCAUCAUUAUUUCUCUCUUUGGAAACAUUCUUGUGUGCCAUGUAGUUAUUAAAAACAAACGCAUGCACUCUGCCACAAGUCUGUUCAUUGUAAAUCUUGCUAUUGCGGACAUCUUAAUCACACUCCUGAAUACGCCGUUUACCCUGGUCCGCUUUGUUAACAGUACGUGGGUUUUUGGCAGAGGCAUGUGCCACAUAAGCCGGUUUGUACAGUAUUGCUCUCUUCACGUGUCUACGCUCACCCUUACCGCCAUCGCCCUGGACAGGCGACAGGUCAUUUUGUAUCCUCUGAAGCCAAGGAUGUGUACUGGCCAGGGCGCUGUGUGUAUUGUCUUUAUUUGGCUCAUGGCCACCUGUUUCUCCCUGCCUCAUGCAAUCUUCCAAAAGCUGUUCACCUUUGACUACAGUAAGGACGUAGUCCGCUCUCUCUGUGUGCCAGAUUUUCCUGAUCCAUCGGAGCGGUACCGGCAGUAUCUGGACUUAGUGACCUUCAUCCUUCUUUAUGUCCUUCCCCUCCUCAUCAUCACAGCAGCAUACUCCGCGGUGGCAUGCCGACUUUGGCGCCGGAAUGCCAUCGGGGACGUAACCAGUGAGCAGUACUUCCUGCAGCGCAGGAAGCGGAAGAGGACCAUUAAGAUGUUGGUGCUGGUCGUGGCAGUGUUUGCUGUGUGUUGGUUCCCACUGAACUGCUACGUGGUGUUGUUGUCCAAUCAGGCCAUUCACUCAAACAAUGCCAUUUACUUCAGCUUCCACUGGCUGGCCAUGAGUUCCACCUGCUACAAUCCUUUCAUCUACUGUUGGCUCAACCAGGGCUUCAGAGCAGAGCUUACGUACCUACUGAGCAUGUGCAGACAUGGUCGGGCAAGGGGGAGGAGCAGUGGUGGGCGACGAGAGGAUCCUGACCCGGUAGCUCCUCCCCAUGAUAUAUGCCACAGAGUAGCCUGGCCUGAGAGCCAAGCCUCUUCACAGCAGUCCAAUCCCAAAGAGAGCCACGCUCUUAGAUCCACCUCUCUUGGCCAGUCAGGCAAAACUGAUAUUCUGUCAGUCGAGCCGAUAGUAACUGUUGGCUAACUAGACUGAUAUUACCUGAGUAAGCAAGCAAGGUUUUCAGCAAGUUUUUAGAGAGGCAUUAAAUUAGGCUUGAAAACACUAAGUUCAAGACAUGCUUUGUCUGUUUGGUUAAAAAAAGAGAAUAUUGCUUUUCCCUUUCAUCAUCUCAUUUGACCAGACAUGAGAGCCAUCUGUAAAAGCCGUAGCUGCUGCAGACAAGAUGACCAUGAAUACCAAGAAAGGGCCUCUUCAGAUGUAUAGUAAUUACAGUAAUUAUAGUAAUUAUUAUAGCAGUAAUUAUACAUAUGAUUUGGUAAUAUUUAUGCUUUCUCUAUAAUGAGGAACAUUUAUACAAGAGGAAGAACAGUUUAAUUCCCAUUCACUGUUUGCUCUGAUCCACUUCCCUGAGUUAAGAAAAGACGAAAGAUUUUACUAAUUUCCACCUCUUUGAAAAAAAAUGCUUUCUUUAAAAAGUUUGGGAAAAUCAUCGUGUUGGGAAAAGAAUAUAAACGUAAGCCAUAGAUGUCAGUUUAUAAAACUGUACAAUAAUCAUUCUAUGAACAUUCUUGAAAUAAUUCUUUUGUUCUUUUUCAACCUCCCGCUCUAUUGUUUGGUCUUUAAAGACGCACGUUAGUUUCCCUUUUUUUCUUCAAGCCUGCCUGCCCCAGCACAUGUCUUGUCUGAACAUUUCUUCUGCUCUAAUGGAACUGUCUCAUGCCCUAUCUUGAGUUCUACCGAGACUGGAAUUUUCCUUUCGCACACUGUGCAGGAGGAGCAGCUCCUCUCCCUUUCAUCAGGCAUGGAGCUUUCAUCAGCUCCCACAUGCCCCUGCCAAGGGCUAGAGACUGACUACUAGUGUGUUUCCUAUCCAAACCUAUUCACACAACCAGUAGUCUGGCUAGUGAACAGCAGGUGUUCCAACCAAAUUAGCUGAAGGGUCCGAGUUCAGUAAGAAAGGUGGCACUACCCUCUCCAGUUACUUGUACUGCAGCAUUCAAGUAAAACUUGGGCUCUGGGUGAGGGCUCCCAAGUCCAGUGCACUUAAUAAAUGAGCACCUUUCAUAUAUUAGUUAGAUCUAUGUCCAGAUUAAGUGAGAUUCGACUGUCUAGAAAAAAAAUACAUUUACUGUGUUUACAGUUUAUUGCUGAUGACUUAUGUGACUUAAAUAAGACUGAUUAUUUGAAAUACCCAGGACUGUCGCAGUACAUGGGAUGGCUAGCGUGCAUUUUUAUUAAGGUCUGUAGUAUUAGUGAAUGGUAUAUGCCAGAGUCUGGUGGGCUUGGUGUGGCAAGCAUGGUAUACACACUAAUAGUGUCAAGCUACCUUGCAGUCUUGUCUUCAGCUGUGGUGAUCUAAAGUCUCAUCAUAGUCUGUGUGGACUGUUUAAAACAGGGUUUGAUUUUGCCUGACAUGAAAGACAGAAGUGUGCAGAAUGUUCUUGCCAUUUUACUGCCUGACGGUUCUUUGGAGACCCUUCUAAUGGGGUAACCCCACUACCCCAUUCUGUGUCAUCAUUCACAACGAUGCCUUUACCGCUUGCUCUUAUGGUGGCAGCAGAUCUCUUGUGAACUACAUAUUAGCAGAAGACCAUUGUCAAUAAGAGGAAAUGUCCCCAAAGGUGCUGGUACACUAAAAAUCCCAGCUUUCCAGCCGACAUUUAAAAAUUCAUUCUUUAGCUCUGUUCAACAGAACUGAUCAUGAUAGUUCUCACCACACGAAGCCUUGUUUUCUAAAUUAGAAAUUCACUUCAUUUUUGUUAUGAAUCAUGUAUUGUACAGUAUUGUACUAGUUUUUCUUACUUAGUUUAAUAUGUAAUUUUGUAUUAUUUGAUAGUCUUCAUGCAUGUUCCAAUUAAUAUACAAAGAGAUCUGUGUUUAAACAUUUUCUUUGUAUAAUUAAUGUAUUAAUGUAAUUGAUGUAUUAAUGUAAUUAAUUGUUUUCACUGCUUUGCACUGUGCUGUUCUAUGUUACGUGUAAAUUAUAGUUCAAAUGUAAAUUUCAGGGUCAGAGAUCAUGGUCUUGGAAUAAGAUGUGUUGAUAUCAAAGUGCUGAUUUGUGAUUUUUUUUGCUUUUCAAUCUUACAAGAUUCUAGGUUGCAUUGCCAAUGCCCCACUUUCAUUAAUAUUCCUUAUAAAUACCCACCAUUUGCUGUUCAUCAGUGUAUUUCGGUCUUAGUAUUUACAGUAUUCCAGGAAUGCAUUGCACUAAAACCUCUUUGAUUUCCCAGUGGUUAUAUCACAUGCAAGCACCAUAACGCUAGCAUAAGUCUGUUGCUUUAUGUCAAGUGAAAAGGUCUUUCCAACAGAAGCAAGUAAUUGUAAUCUAGAGGAUAAGGGCCCAAGCCAGUAAUUACCGUCAGUUCAUAAGUAAGGCAACAAUCACCAGCCAGUAGCUCAUCUUAAGAUUUCCCGAACCUCCACUGUCCAUUCAGAUAACAUGUACUUGACUCUAAAUAAUUUUUCAAAUGCUGUACUUGUGCAUGGUGAGUAUGCACUGGCCAAUCAUGUGCUUAGCAUGGAGGUAGCGACUAACUGACUGCACUGAAGAAAAUGGAUCCUACUGUGGAACUUGCUGAAAAUGAGGGGGUGGUUUUGACUACACUGAUAUUAUGGCAUUGUGAUUGAGACGAAGCUAAAAGGCUGGACAAACUCUCCACGCAAAAGUGCAAACCCUGAGCUCCAAGCUCCUGGAUGAUGUAUUCAGGGUACAGUUUCAAACCACUAACACUGUGUAUAUAUAUGUACUUUUUUUUUUUAAAUCACUGGAAGGGUGAGACAGUUAAUAAGGCCCACAGUAGAUUAAGGAUUACACUGUAAUUUUUAAAAGCUGAACAGUAAAGGCAAUUUAUAUAUGCUGCUUUCUUAUUUGUAGUUAAUCAACAUUGAUCUUGUGAUAAUCAAAUCCAAGUUUCUUUGCACUAAUUUCCAAAUUUCCAAAUAUACCCAAUGUUUGUUAAUAUGUUUAUUAAGUUUGUAAUAACUGAAGUUGUAUGUAUAUGUUCCAAU
Messenger RNA from Electrophorus electricus (electric eel), 4452 nucleotides. RefSeq names its product G-protein coupled receptor 83. Lineage: Eukaryota; Metazoa; Chordata; Actinopteri; Gymnotiformes; Gymnotidae. Gene Ontology annotation, biological process: neuropeptide signaling pathway. Gene Ontology annotation, cellular component: plasma membrane. Gene Ontology annotation, molecular function: neuropeptide Y receptor activity. The record is from RefSeq and is a predicted model, not a curated record.